UGUUUUUCUUUUCCAUGCAGACAUCGCAGUCAGCAUCUACCAUUCCGACCAGCUCUCUUUAGAUGUCAUGGCCGCCGAGGGAUUUGACGGCGGAGCAGUGGUGGCGUGCGUGAUACUGGGCCUCUCCUUUCUGAUCGGGACCCCCGGGAACCUGCUGGUGAUCUGGACCAUCCUGCGCCACGUCAAGCAGUGUUCGCACACUGUGGUGCUUAUCCUGCACCUGGCUGUCGCCGACCUGCUCGUGCUCAUCACGUUGCCCCUGUGGAUCUACUCACUGGCCCGUUCGUGGGUGUUUGGGGAGGCUUCCUGCAAAGCCAUGGGCUUCGUGAUCAACGCCUGCAUGUACGGCAGCGUCUUCCUCAUCACCCUUAUGGCCGUGGAGCGCUUUGUGGCCGUGCGCUAUCCCUUCGUCUCGGCAGAGUGGAAGAGAAAAAAGGCUCUGAGUAAAGUGCUGCUGAUCCUGUGGACCGCGGCCUUCUUGUUCAGCGUGCCUGCCCUCUUGACCCGUGUUGUCGAUAAGGAUCUGGGGUCUGAUGAGGAGCAUUGCUUGUACAACCAGUACUACUCAGCCACCCAUGAGCUAGUGUGUGUGUUACUGGAGACCCUGGUGGGCUAUGUGUUGCCAUUCUCCAUUCUGGUUGUGUGUUAUGGCUGCCUGUGCACCCGCAUCACUCAAAUGACAUUCAAGUCCAAACGCAAGUCUACAGUCCUCAUCGCCAGUGUGGUUGUGGUGUUUGCUGUCUGUUGGACACCGUAUCACAUUGGAAACAUCCUCUCCCUCGUCAUCAUCAUUGCAGGUACAUCCUUCCCGGAUAUCGGCAAUCAUCUGGAGGACGUUCGCAUCAGCAUGGCUUUUGUCAGUGGAGCCAUGGUGUUCAUCAGCAGCACUGUGAACCCCGUCCUCUACAUGUUCGCCGCUCGGUCCUUUCGCAGCUCUGUGCGAGACACCGGCAUUCGGAAGCUCUUCCGACACAUCUCCAGCACAUCUCCCGGGGAGGGCAACAGGGAGUUCUCCUUUGUGUCUAAAAGACAGAACAAUCAAACUGACAGCUCUAAGUGUGAGUCUGAGUCAAAGGAAUGCGUGGAUGUUAGUGAGAAUGAUAUAUCCUAGCAAAGUCAAUGGAUGCUGUACAGGACACCAGUGGGCCAAAUCCUUGGGAUUUUGUUUUGCAACAGUACACCACAUCACUUUUGUCAUACAUAGAGUAGGAUCUUUUACCAGUGUUGUUAUUUUUUGUUUUGUUUUUUCAGUAGAGCGCUCCUGUCAUGAAGAGUAGGGGUGUGGCACAGUGAGAUUCCAAAAAAAGAUUUUAUGGGUUUUCUUGAAGUACAAAUAAAUUAAUUUUAACAUAACUGAAGUUAGGCUCACCUCAUUUUGGGCCUCAUUUACAAAUACAACCAUAAUGACCAACAUUUAAAUACAGUACCAUAGUAGGCCCAAAUAUUCAUUAAAACAAGGUAGACAUGUUAUUUAACAAGUAUAUUUAAUAUUUCGGCUAAUAUAACACUAUACACAGUUUAAACAGUAACACUGUGUUUGAUUAUUUAAUUAAGUGAUUAUUUGGUGUACCACUAUUUUGCCACCUGUUGCGGUCCCAAUGUGUUCCUGUGACUACAGCACUAGAUUGGCCAGUUGGGCGGACAGUUGCAGUAGCUGGUGGUUGCGAGACCUUAACGGUGCCAGAGAAAGUGGAGGAAAGGCCCGACCAUUUGUCACGUACCGUUGCUACCGCAGGUAGCUCUCCUGUGUUCUAAUAAUAAAUUAAGUAAUCAAACAAGA
Messenger RNA from Nerophis ophidion (straightnose pipefish), 1780 nucleotides. RefSeq lists its product as uncharacterized. Gene Ontology annotation, biological process: G protein-coupled receptor signaling pathway. The record is from RefSeq and is a predicted model, not a curated record. Lineage: Eukaryota; Metazoa; Chordata; Actinopteri; Syngnathiformes; Syngnathidae. Bases 68 to 1111 code for a protein of 347 amino acids. The transcript has a single exon. Gene Ontology annotation, molecular function: G protein-coupled receptor activity. Gene Ontology annotation, cellular component: membrane.